GCAAGUGUUCAGGAAUUUCUUUGUUUUCCACUUUCAGUGGCAAUCUUCUCUAUGAGAUGAUCCAACACCAGACCAAAGUAUGGGGGGAAGGGGCCCCGCAGGCAGGUAAUUGCUGUUUUACACAAGGAAAAAUUGUAUUCCAUUUCAUCUUGAUAUCUUUCCACUGGAAGAUAGCAACUGAAAGAUUUUUAUUUUUUUUCCUGAGGGAACAGGUAUUUCCCUUUCACACUGAAAAAAAUCUCUGCUGGAGAGAGAGCCUUGAUAAAGUCAGCAUCACUGUUCUUGAUAAACCAUUCCUAUUUUCUCCAUUCUGGGGGCAAGAAACCACAUUUCUCUGUCGCAAGCUUACAGCUCUUCUAGGGAAGAAUGAAUCCUAUUACCUGGAUUUAGAAAGCUAAUAAGCAGCUUGCUUCCAAGGAUGAUCUUAUAGUCCCUUCAUGUGCAUGUAGAGAAACAAUAUGGCUAAAAAGAUGUACUGUAUUUUUUAGAAGAGGAUGACCCCAAUCCCACCCAAAAAAAAGUCUGCAUGUUUACUAAAGCCUUUUAUCAAGCUAUGUUCACUCCAAUAGCCAUCCAGACACUGUCCAGUAUCUUGGCUUUCCAUCAGCCAUUCCAAAUCUAGUAACCCAUCAUCAGUUAGAGAACGUGUUAGCUCAGAGGGAGAAGGAGACAGCUAAUAAGCUGUCCAGGGAGCCUGCAGUCUGCUGUCAGCCAGGAAUCUGACUUAAGAUAUCUCUUUUAAGGCAUUCAAUUGAUGCCAGAAGUCAAUGGAUUUAAGCUUUUGAGAAAGGUUUGCCUCUGUCAUUUAUAAAAUAAUAAAACCAACAGUGGUCUGGUGAAGUAGGGUUCCAAGAAGAGAGGCUAAGGGCACCUAAUCCUUCAAAAAAAAUAUUAAUGGGCAGGUAAAUAGCCAACUAUUAGCAGAGUCAGAAAAAACAAUUGAGAUGGUGAGUGACUAUUAUAGCAAUUUCAUGUAGAAGAAUACAGUGUUGCAGAUCCUGAAUUUAGAAGGUUUUGCACUAUUUCAUAGUAUAAGGCCAGUAAGGUAGAAAGAUUAAUUCAAACUUGCUUUGCUUCACUAUGCCCUGGUCUACACUAGGACUUUAGGUCAAAUUUAGCAGCAUUAAAUCGAUGUAAACCUGCACCCGUCCACACGAUGAAGCCCUUUAUUUCGACUUAAAGGGCUCUUAAAAUCGAUUUCCUUACUCCAGCCCUGACAAGUGGAUUAGCGCUUAAAUCGGCUUUGCUGGCUCGAAUUUGGGGUACUGUGGACACAAUUCGACGGUAUUGGCUUCCGGGAGCUAUCCCAGAGUGCUCCAUUGUGACCGCUCUGGACAGCACUCUCAACUCAGAUGCACUCUCAACUCAGAUGGCCAGGUAGACAGGAAAAGAACCGCGAACUUGUGAAUCUCAUUUCCUGUUUGGCCAGCGUGGCAAGCUGCAGGUGACCAUGCAGAGCUCAUCAGCAGAGGUGACCAUGAUGGAGUCCCAGAAUCGCAAAAGAGCUCCAGCAUGGACUGAACGGGAGGUACGGGAUCUGAUCGCUGUAUGGGGAAAGGAAUCCGUGCUAUCAGAACUCCGUUCCAGUUUUCGAAAUGCCAAAACCUUUCUGAAAAUCUCCCAGGGCAUGAAGGACAGAGGCCAUAACAGGGACCCGAAGCAGUGCCGCGUGAAACUGAAGGAGCUGAGGCAAGCCUACCAGAAAAUUAGAGAGGCGAACGGCCGCUCCGGGUCAGAGCCCCAAACAUGCUGCUUCUAUGAUGAGCUGCAUGCCAUUUUAGGGGGUUCAGCCACCACUACCCCAGCCGUGUUGUUUGACUCCUUCAACGGAGAUGGACGCGAUACGGAAGCAGGUUUUGGGGACGAAGAAGAUGAUGAUGAUGAUGAGGUUGUAGACAGCUCACAGCAAGCAAGCGGAGAAACCGGUUUUCCCGACAGCCAGGAACUGUUUCUCACUCUGGACCUGGAGCCAGUACCCCCCCGAAACCACCCAAGGCUGCCUCCUGGACCCAGCAGGCGGAGAAGGGACCUCCGCUGCAUGUGUUUCAAUGAUCACAGGAUCUUCUCCUUCCCCGAGGCUAGUGAAGCUUAGAAAGAAAAAAAAACGCACUCGAGAUGAAAUGUUCUCCGAGCUCAUGCUGUCCUCCCACACUGACAGAGCACAGAUGAAUGCAUAGAGGCAAAUAAUGUCAGAGUGCAGGAAAGCACAAAAUGACCGGGAGGAGAGGUGGCGGGCUGAAGACAGGGCUGAAGCUCAAAUGUGGUGGCAGCGUGAUGAGAGGAGGCAGGAUUCAAUGCUGAGGCUGCUGGAGGACCAAACCAGUAUGCUCCAGUGUAUGGUUGAGCUGCAGCAAAGGCAGCUGCAGCACAGACUGCCACUACAGCCCCUGUGUAACCAAUCGCCCUCCUACCCAAGUUCCAUAGCCUCCACACCCAGACGCCCAAGAACGCGGUGGGGGGGCCACCGGCCAACCAGCCACUCCGCCACAGAGGAUUGCCCCAAAAAAAGAAGGCUGGCAUUCAAUAAAUUUUAAAGUUGUAAACUUUUAAAGUGCUGUAUGGCAUUUUCCUUCCCUCCUCCACCACCCCUCCUGGGCUACCUUGGUAGUCAUCUCCCUAUUUGUGUGAUGAAUGAAUAAAGAAUGCAUGAAUGUGAAGCAACAAUGACUUUAUUGCCUCUGCAAGCGGU
This is a messenger RNA of Caretta caretta (loggerhead turtle), 2689 nucleotides long. Lineage: Eukaryota; Metazoa; Chordata; Testudines; Cheloniidae. The record is from RefSeq and is a predicted model, not a curated record.